CUUCGAAGCCACCCCCUUGCCCAAGCCGACCACAAGAGUGUUCCCGCGGAGCUCGGCCCGUGUCGUGCGGGGGGGCGGAGGAGAGAGCACGGAGCUAUAAAUCCGACAGCGCUAGCACCACUCCCCAUCCCAGUGGUGAAGCCAGAGGAGCUGAGGCGAGAUGACGACCAUGGGGCUGAGCCUGGGGCUGGUCCUGCUGUGCUUGCUGCGUGUGCAGGCUGGGGACCUGGGAAGUGUGGAGCUGGACGAGAGCAAGAUUGCAGGGACAUGGUACAUCACUGCUAUGGCCUCUGACUCUGAGACCUACCUCCAAAAGAAGGACCAACUGAAGAUGGCAAUGGCCAACAUUGAGGUUCUGGGGGAUGGUGACCUGAAGGUCUCCUUUGCAAUUCCCACCCCUGGGAGAUGUAUGAAGUUUGAAUCGAUCUACAAGCCAACAGGCAGCCCGGGUGAAUACUACAGCUCUGACAGAGGCAAUAAGACAGUGCGGCUGGUGGAUACCGACGGCAGUUCCUACAUGGUUGUCUUUGCCACCAGAGAGAAGGAUGGGAAGAUCUUGCACAUGUUGAGACUUUACAGCAGAAGCCAGAGCGUGAGACCCAAAAUCAAAUUGCUGUUCAAGAGACUUGCCAAGUUGAACGGCUUCACCAACAACACUAUCUGGAUUUUACCCAGGCAGGAGGAAUGCAGACUUGAUGAACCAUAGGAAGUGCAGACUGGCUUGUGGAUGCUCCUGCCAAGCAAUGCAAGACCCAUGCUCUGCAGCUCCAGGCUCCUGCUCCACCAUCCUUCUUCCAGGCUCUGUUGUCAGGACUCUGACACAGCCCCUGGUCCUCCAGCCCCUGCUUUUUGCCAAAUAAACAGAAACCCUUCCCCAGA
Molecule: messenger RNA, 879 nt
Organism: Prinia subflava (tawny-flanked prinia)
Lineage: Eukaryota; Metazoa; Chordata; Aves; Passeriformes; Cisticolidae
Gene: LCNL1
Product: lipocalin like 1
Exons: 7
Coding region: 161-706 (181 amino acids)
Molecular function (GO): small molecule binding
Source: RefSeq, a predicted model, not a curated record